This is a messenger RNA of Colletotrichum lupini, 1410 nucleotides long. RefSeq names its product alternative sulfate transporter. The transcript is spliced from 12 exons. The record is from RefSeq and is a predicted model, not a curated record. Gene Ontology annotation, cellular component: membrane. Bases 1 to 1410 code for a protein of 469 amino acids. Gene Ontology annotation, molecular function: transmembrane transporter activity. Gene Ontology annotation, biological process: transmembrane transport. Lineage: Eukaryota; Fungi; Ascomycota; Sordariomycetes; Glomerellales; Glomerellaceae.
AUGGUAGCCUCAAUAGACGAAAAGCAAGUCAAGAUGGUGGUCAAGAGCCCAGAAAGUCAGAGUGAUGGCGAAAAUCCCAAUAUUGACUGGAGCCCGGAGGAAGAACGACAAUUGGUGCGAAAAAUUGAUUUGAUUAUCAUGCCGCUGUUGAUCCUCGCUUUCUUUGCUCUACAGCUCGACCGUGGCAACAUUGGCAAUGCCUUGACGGACUAUUUACUCAAAGAUGUUGGUAUCACACAGAACCAAUUCAAUGUUGGCCAACAGUUGUUAUCUGCAGGCAUCGUGAUACUGGAAAUACCGAGCAACCUAGUUCUUUACCGUAUUGGACCAACGCUCUGGAUUGGAGGACAGAUCGUGGCCUGGGGAUUGGUUGCGACUUUUCAAGCAUUUCAAAAAGGGCUGGGUGCUUACAUGGUGACUCGAAUCCUCCUUGGCCUUUGCGAGGCAGGAUUCAUUCCUGCAGCUCUUUUCACGAUGACGCGCUGGUAUAAGAGAGAUGAGACGAGCAAAAGGUUCUCGUGGUUCUUCAUUGGCAACAUGUUAGCUGCCGCAUGCUCUGGCCUCAUAGCGUACGGGAUAGGCAUUGCUGGACUUGCUGGAUGGCAGUGGCUCUUUCUCCUCGAGGGAAUUUUCACAAUUUUGGUCGGUAUCGCCUUUUUCGCUUGCUUUCCUAACCAAGUCAACAACCCAGUAUCCAUACUCGGCUUUCGCUAUUUCUCAGAACGGGAAGCACAGAUCUUGGAUAAGAGAGUCAUGAUCGAUGACCCGUCCAAGGCUCAGUCGAAGCGCUCGGUUAGCUGGCCAGAGCUGAGAUCAGCGUUAACGAACUGGAGACUCAUUCCCCAUGUUAUCUUCACUAUUGCUGCCCUGGCACCAUCUUCUACUCUGUCAUCCUAUGCGCCCUCUCUUGUGAACUCGAUGGGGUUUGAGAGAUUGGAGUCCAAUGCCAUGGUUUCAGUCGGUGCUUGGCUCUUGAUUCCAAUCAACCUCUUAUGGGGGUUUACUGCCGAUAAAACGAGAGUCCGUGGUCCAUGGGUGUUCCUAGGCUUAUUCAUAUUCUGGGGCUUCAAUGUUAAUGCCGGCCGCGACGCGAGAUUUGCCAUGUUGACUCUGUCAACGGCAUUCUCGUUUCCUUGGCAUCCUGUCAAUGGCGCUUGGGUCUCGGCUAACGCUGAGUCCGCCGGUGAACGUUCUAUCACCAUGGCCAUCCUCAUUAUGGCUGCCAACUGUUCAGGUAUUGUUGGUAAGCAGCUGUUCAGAGAAGAGGAUGCACCGAAGUAUCGCAAUGGAUGGACAGUUAUAACAGGCCUUACUACUGCCGCUGCGGCUUGUGGUAUUUGGGCCAAUGUCCAGUACUAUAUUCUCAAUAAGCGCAAGCUGAAUCGGACAGGGCUCUCUUAUCAGUAUUAA